Doryrhamphus excisus (bluestripe pipefish) is the source of this 4006-nucleotide messenger RNA. Its product is annotated as ubiquitin-protein ligase E3A. Gene Ontology annotation, molecular function: ubiquitin protein ligase activity. Gene Ontology annotation, biological process: ubiquitin-dependent protein catabolic process; protein polyubiquitination. The record is from RefSeq and is a predicted model, not a curated record. NCBI's taxonomy places the organism in Eukaryota, Metazoa, Chordata, Actinopteri, Syngnathiformes, Syngnathidae.
CGUAGGCUGACAGUGAAGCCAAAGAUGGCUGCUAACUUCAGGCUUCGUAGGGAUCCCUUAGCUGAAAGCUUAUGAAUGAAGUUUUUAAUUGUAAAUCGCCUUAUACUGCUGAUCGUGUGGAUCAAUCUGUGCAUGACUUGACAAAUUCAUUUACCGCAACCCAAUUCCAAACAAGUGAGGUUAAAGUCUCGUAUGAAUUCCGACGAGAAGGAGGACUGUGAGUGUGCGCCACCACAGGCCGACAUUAGCCCAGCAGGAGGAGCUGACAGAGAAUUCGACGAGCUUGAAGUAGAAAACCCAGAAGCAAGCCGAAUGAAGCGAGCGGCUGCCAAGCAUCUAAUAGAGCGCUAUUACCACCAGUUAACCGAGGGCUGUGGGAAUGAAUCAUGCUCCAACUCAUGGUGUGCCUCAUCGUCCGGUUUCCUUCGCAUGGACAACAACGCGGCGGCAGUCAAAGCCCUUGAGCUCUACAAGGUCAAUGCAAAACUUUGCGACCCCCACCCUUCAAAGAAAGGUACGGCUUCGGCCUACUUGGAGAAUAGCGCUCACUGCAACUUGCCGUGCAGCAAUACCAAGAUGAACCACAAGGAUGUCCACUCCGUACGGGACAAUUUCAAAGAUGUGAAUUACCUGACAGAGGAGAAAGUGUACGAGAUCUUGGACAUCUGCGGCGAGAAGGAGGAUUAUUCCCCUCUCAUCAGGGUAAUUGGCCGUGUGUUCUCCAGCGCCGAGGGCCUGGUGCAGAGCUUCCGAGGGUCCAAGCCUCACACCAAGGAGGAGCUGAAGUCACUCCAGGAAAAAGACGAGGACAAAGACGAAGACGAGAAAGAGGCCGCUGCGUGUUCGACAGCGAUGGAGGAGGACUCCCCGACCUCGGCUUCAUCGCGGCUCGGAGAGGGGUCAUCGGGCUACAACGAUGUCCAAAAGCUGGCACCGGAUGAGGUGUCGGUGGACAUCGAAGCUGUACGACGCGUGUACGAGCGCCUCCUGUCCAAUGAGAAGAUAGAAGCCGCUUUCUUGAACGCACUAGUCUACCUGUCCCCUAAUGUAGAGUGUGACCUCACAUAUCAUAAUGUAUACUCCCGUGAUCCAAAUUACCUGAACCUGUUUGUCAUAGUAAUGGAGAACAGCAACCUUCACAGUCCCGAGUACUUGGAAAUCGCCCUCCCCCAGUUCUGCAAGGCCAUGAGCAAACUCCCUCUGGCCGCUCAGGCCAAACUCUCUCGACUGUGGUCGCACUACAGUGCUGAGCACAUUAAGCGCAUGGUGGAGACCUUCCAGCAGCUCAUUACCUACAAAGUCAUUAGCAACGAGUUCAACAGCCGCAACUUGGUGAAUGACGACGACGCCGUGGUGGCGGCCACCAGGUGCUUGAAGAUAGUCUACUAUGCAAACGUGCUCGGCGGUGACCUCGAUACGGAGCACAACGAGGAAGAGGACGAGGAGCCCAUACCGGAGUCCAGCGAGCUCACACUGCAGGAGCUGCUGGGUGAGGAGAGGCGGAACAAGAAGGGCCCUCGAGUGGACCCCCUGGAGACGGAGCUGGGCAUCCGCACCAACGACUGCCGGCGGCCGCUUAUCCCCUUUGAGGAGUUUGUUAACGAGCCUCUGAACGAGGUUCUGGAGAUGGACAAGGACUACACUUUCUUUAAGGUAGAAACUGAAAAUAAGUUCUCCUUCAUGACAUGCCCCUUCAUCCUUAACGCCGUCACCAAGAACCUGGGCCUGUACUACGACAACCGCAUUCGCAUGUACAGCGAGCGACGCAUUACAGUGCUUUACAGCCUCGUGCAGGGACAGCAGCUCAACCCGUAUCUGAGGCUGAAGGUCCGCCGGGACCACAUCAUCGACGAUGCUCUGGUCAGGCUGGAAAUGAUCGCCAUGGAGAAUCCAGCAGACCUGAAGAAACAGCUCUAUGUGGAGUUCGAAGGGGAGCAAGGUGUCGAUGAAGGAGGCGUCUCGAAAGAGUUCUUUCAGCUUGUAGUUGAGGAGAUCUUCAAUCCAGAUAUUGGGAUGUUCACAUAUGAUGAGCUCACCAAACUCUUCUGGUUCAACCCUUCGUCGUUCGAAAAUGAGGGCCAGUACACGCUGAUUGGCAUCGUUCUGGGGCUCGCCAUCUACAACAACUGCAUCCUUGACGUUCACUUCCCAAUGGUGGUCUACAGGAAGCUAAUGGGCAAGAAAGGAACCUUCAGGGACCUUGCCGAUGCCAACCCUAUUCUGUACCAGAGCUUAAAGGAACUUCUGGAGUAUAAAGGCAGUGUGGAGGAGGACAUGAUGAUCACCUUCCAGAUUUCUCAGACGGACCUCUUUGGGAACCCCCUUAUGUAUGAUUUAAAGGAAAAUGGGGAUAAAAUUCCAGUGACAAAUGAAAACCGAAAGGAGUUUGUGGCUCAAUAUGCAGAGUACAUGCUGAACAAAAGUGUGGAGAAGCAGUUCAAAGCGUUCAGGAGAGGCUUCCACAUGGUGACCAACGAGUCGCCGCUCAAGUACCUCUUUAGACCUGAAGAAAUUGAGCUCCUGAUCUGUGGAAGCCGGAACCUUGACUUCCUUGCAUUAGAGGAAACAACAGAGUACGAUGGAGGCUACAAUAGAGAUUCUCGAAUCAUCAAAGAGUUCUGGGAGACUUUGCACUCUUUUAGCGAGGAGCAGAAGCGCCUCUUCCUGCAGUUCACCACCGGCACUGACAGAGCGCCCGUGGGCGGGCUUGGCAAACUGAAGAUGAUUAUUGCCAAGAAUGGGCCCGACACGGAGCGACUACCAACAUCUCAUACGUGCUUUAAUGUGCUACUGCUGCCCGAGUACGGCAGCAAGGAGAAGCUGAGGGAGCGACUGCUGAAAGCCAUCACCUAUGCCAAAGGCUUUGGCAUGCUUUGAGGCCCGGCCCAGUACCACUUUUACCACCACCCACUCCUAACGCACUGCAAAUAUAAGACUCCUUCUCGGCCCAUCUAGCUCCGCCCUUCUUUUUUUUUUUAUCCGACACGAUGUAAGCUGGAAGCGACAGGGGGGGGGGAAGUAAACGCUAGUCCCCCCCCUCUCCACUGUGCCUACAUCAACAACAUUAUCAGUCAGUGUAAGCACAGAGAUCUCCUGAUCAAAGUACCCGCAUCCACAUCGAUGUGGAUGUGCUGCUGCCUCCCUUUUUUAUGUAAAGAGAGGAUCAUUUUUCUAAUUAUUUAUUUCAACUUUAACCUGUUUUUUUUUUUCAUUGGUGAAACAGAAUGCAGUUUAAAAAAAAAGGUUAAUACUAUUCUGCUGAACUGGGACAAAGCAUGAUAACAAGUUGGUACAAACUAGGAUUCUUAACAUAAAGUUGUCCAUAAGAGCAUUGCCAGUCUUCAGAAGUCUUUUUUUCCCUGCCCGCCAUUUUUUUUUUUUUUUUUUUGUCCCUCUUAAAGGACUGUCUGCAACUGGAUUAAGAUUAUAUAAUAUAUAUAUACACAAACCUGUUAGCAUAUGUUAAUAGUGGGUUAUAAGAACAAUAAAUGUCUAUAUUUUUCACAAUGACAUAUUCAACUGCAUAAAAAUAUGGCUGUCUGGAGUAGACGUUACAAACACAAAAGCAGUUAAAGAGAAGCGACAACAUUCUGUAUCCGAUGACGCAUUCAAUAAUAGUUCAUGUUAGCAGCUAAACUCUGCCAAAUCGCUAUCAGUUGGAAAAUGGAGAGCGCGGUAUAUAAUACUUGAAGCACGGUUGCAAACAGUCCCUUUUAAGAAAAAAGAUAAAGCUCACAAUUUCACAAUUCCAGUCGCAAUAUGUCUUUUUUUUUUUUUUUUUUUUGCUCCAAAUCCAUGUCUGCAAUCUUUUAUUGGGAGAGGGUACUGAUUAGACUUGAGAUCGUGUCAGAGCUGUGUAAGUGCACUUAGACUUUUUCCAGAAUGUUGUUUUCGGGUGGGCCCGCAGGUUGCCACGAUUGUCUGAAGCAUUUUUUUUUUGUCUGUUUCCAUGUCUUCCUGUGUUGACGAUACUAAAUAAAAACAAAACAGUAUUUAUAUAUCAUUA